CCCGCCCAGGUAGCCCUGCUGGACCGCAACUCCGAGGCCGGACGGGAGAGCAAGGCGGCCCUGGACGAGGAGUUCGAAGCGCAGAGGACGGUGUUCAUCCAGUGCGACGUUACGGACCAGGAGCAGCUGAAAGGUGCUUUCAAAAAAGUAAUUGAACAUUUUGGAAGGCUGGAUAUUGUGGUUAAUAAUGCUGGAGUGAACAAUGAGAAGGACUGGGAAAGCACUAUACAAAUUAACUUGACAUCUGUAAUUAGAGGAACCUACCUUGGCCUAGAAUACAUGAGAAAAGGAAAUGGAGGGGAUGGAGGAGUGAUCAUUAAUAUCUCAUCUUUGGCAGGACUCAUGCCUGCUGCAUUCCAACCUGUGUACUGUGCUACAAAGCAUGGUGUAAUUGGAUUCACACGGUCAAUAGCAUUAGCUGCUAACAUGGAAAACUACGGUGUGAGACUCAACACAAUUUGUCCAGGAUUUGUCAACACACCAAUUCUUCAGUCAAUAGAUAAAGAAGAGAAUAUGGGACAAUAUUAUUCAUAUAAGGAUGAGAUAAAAAAUAUGAUGCAGUUCUAUGGCGUGAUGGACCCAUCAGUAAUUGCUGAGGGACUGAUAACAAUAAUUGAAGAUGAUACUCUAAAUGGAGAAGUUAUGAAGAUUACAGCAUCCCAAGGGAUUCAUUUUCAACAAUACAGCCAAACACCUUUAACAUCAUCAAAGAGAUAAAUAAUUGGUUUAUGCUAGUUAUGUUGGGCUUUUCUGAAAUUUUGAAAAUAGUAAUUUUGGGAAAAAAGGUUGGUGUUGUACCUAAAGCAGUUACAGUGUUCAAACAUUCACAUCCUAAUAACGAAGAGAUGGACAAGAAAAUCUGGUGUGGGAAGAUGUUACCAUCCUAUUUUGAUUCUAUAAACUCUAAUAAUA
Molecule: messenger RNA, 912 nt
Organism: Phaethon lepturus (White-tailed tropicbird)
Lineage: Eukaryota; Metazoa; Chordata; Aves; Phaethontiformes; Phaethontidae
Gene: HPGD
Product: hydroxyprostaglandin dehydrogenase 15-(NAD)
Exons: 6
Cellular component (GO): cytoplasm
Molecular function (GO): oxidoreductase activity, acting on the CH-OH group of donors, NAD or NADP as acceptor
Source: RefSeq, a predicted model, not a curated record